AUGUUGCUGUCAACUGAGGACUUGCUGAAGACAUCCAGGAUGCACCCGGAGAUCAAAGAGCUGGCCGGAGAUGCGGAACCUACGCUCAUCGAAGAGGAGCGUCAGAUACGCAUGCGUGACGGCUAUCUUAGCACGAUCAAGAUUCACAGACCUGCUUUCAUACCAGCAGCAGGCAGUCCGCUGGUCGUGCUGUAUUUCGGCGGCGGUUGGGUGUCUGGCUCUCGCCACCAACUGACACCGACUGCGAGGGCAUUCGUGAGGCUGUUUGGUGCCGUUGUGACAACCGUCGACUACCGGCUCGCACCGGAGAGUCCGUUUCCCACCGCCCAAGAAGACUGCUGGGACAGCACCAAGUGGAUUGCCAUGCAUGCCCGGGAACUGCACGCCGAUCCCAGCAAAGGGUUUGUCGUUGGUGGGAUCUCGGCUGGUGGCUGUAGUGCGCUCGUAGUGGCGAACCUAGCGCAAACUGAACGGCUCGGGCCAAAGAUAACAGGGAUGUGGAUCAGCGCCGCACCGAUCAUGGAGCAGGAGCAUGUACCGGAGGAGUUCCAGGCGCACUUUAUCUCUCGAGAGCACAAUCGACGUGCGCCGAUCAUUACGACGGAAGGCUUGGAGGCUAUGCAACAGAAAGGAAUUUGGGACCUGCGGUCGCCUAUGCGCUGCCCUAUUCUGUUUCAAGACCGUGUCCCGCUGUCAAGCCUGCCACCUGCAUACUUUCAGGUCUGCGGACUAGACCCGCUCAGAGACGAUGGCUUGAUCUACGAGGAUAUGUUGAAGCGGGCUGGCGUCGACACGAUGCUCAGCUUUUAUCCUGGUUGCCCGCACGCGCAUUUUGCGUUCUUCCCAGGCUUGGCGGUCAGCAUAGAGGCGGUGGCAGAUAUCGCGAUUGGAGUGGGUUGGCUGCUAGGAACGAAGAUUGCGGCGGCGGAUGGGUUGCGUGCACUUGCGCUACCUUCGUAG
Messenger RNA from Baudoinia panamericana UAMH 10762, 960 nucleotides. RefSeq lists its product as uncharacterized. The transcript has 3 exons. Lineage: Eukaryota; Fungi; Ascomycota; Dothideomycetes; Mycosphaerellales; Teratosphaeriaceae. Bases 1 to 960 code for a protein of 319 amino acids. Gene Ontology annotation, molecular function: hydrolase activity. The record is from RefSeq and is a predicted model, not a curated record.